CUACAAUACCUGUACCUUUCUGCUACGAGAACACACACACAGCAAGGACGCUCCAUCUCAGCACUUUUUCUGAGUGUGUGUGUGUGUGGUUGAAUUAUUGAUGAGUACGGAUGCUCAGAAUGUCCUGCCAAGGCCGUCCUGGGAGUGUGUGAGUAGGAGCGAGCGCUCUCUGUGUUUAUGUCUGAGCAGAGAUGGGUGAGAGGAGUACAGUGCAGCAGCCUGCGUACGAUGGCUUGUGCAACUACGCCCAAAAAAUCACCUCCUGCUUCGGACUUGACGUGACUCACACGCAUGAUGCUCAACAUCGCCAGGAGAAGCCUUCCAUCCAGUGCUAUAAGUGUGGCCAGCCAUGCAAGGGCGAGGUGUUACGAGUGCAGAACAAGCACUUCCAUAUCAAAUGCUUUACAUGCAAAGUGUGCGGUUGCGACCUGGCACAGGGUGGAUUCUUCAUGAAAAAUGGAGACUAUCUGUGCACGUUGGACUAUCAGCAGAUCCACGGCACUCGCUGUAACGCAUGCGGCGAGUUCGUGGAGGGCGAGGUGGUCACUGCACUGGGGAAAACCUAUCACCCUGCCUGCUUCGUCUGCACCGUCUGCAAAAGGCCGUUUCCCGCCGGAGACAGAGUGACGUUUAAUGGAAAGGACUGCCUGUGUCAGUACUGUGCUGAGCCCAUGUCCCCCGGCCCUUCUAAGGACAUCACAGGACCUGGCACCUGUGCAGGUUGUGGUAGGGAUAUUAAGAAUGGGCAGGCCUUGCUGGCAUUGGACAAACAGUGGCAUUUGGGCUGCUUCAAAUGUAAAGCCUGUGGAAAAGUACUGACAGGAGAGUACAUCAGCAAAGAUGGCGCCCCCUACUGUGAGAAAGAUUAUCAGCUCCAUUUUGGAGUGCGCUGCGAAGCCUGCCAUGAGUUCAUCACCGGCAAAGUGCUGGAGGCAGGUGACAGACACUACCAUCCCAGCUGUGCUCGCUGUAGCAGAUGUAAUCAGAUGUUCACUGAAGGAGAGAAGAUGUACCUGCAAGGAUCGACCGUUUGGCAUCCGGGCUGCAAGAGCUCUACAAGAACAGAGGACAGACAAAGGCCGACACGCUCGUCAUCCGAGAGUGUGUGUUCCAGACCUUGUUCAAGCAUACCUAGCUCACCGGGUCACACCAUAUAUGCAAAAGUAGACAAUGAGAUUCUUGAUUAUCGGGAUCUCGCCGCCAUUCCCAAAGUCAAAGCCAUUUACGACAUCGAGCGCCCUGACCUGAUCAACUAUGAGCCGCUUUACACCACUUCCCUCGACGAGAUGGAGGAGAGAGAGAGUGUUGGAGAGACACCAAGAACCAUGUCACCGAUCCCAUCUGCAGAUAGUUUUUAUGACAUAAAGGGUCACAUGUUGCAGCGCUCGACGAGUCAGGGCUCUAUCGGCUCGCCCAUCUAUAACCGUCACUGUUUCACGCCGACCCUGUCUCGCUCCCCACAACACUUUCACCGACCAGGCCCCGAGCCAUCCAGUGGGCGGAGUUCCCCUGGGGCCAGCACGCCCCCCCUCCCCCUGACCCCGAAACAUUUCCAUCUGCCAGAUCAGAGCGUCAACAUGUACAGGAAGCCACCCAUCUACAAACAGUAUGGCUCUGAAGGGGGGAGACGGAGAUCCCGAGAGGAGGAUGAGGAGGAACUCCUGAAACGUAGACAACUCCAGGAAGAACAUCUCACCAGGAUGCAGUCUGGUCUUGGGAAGCUCAUCCUAAAGGAGGAGAAGGAAAAGCAGCUGUUUCAAGAACGUCACGCACGAAGUCUGUCUGCACAGCGACAAACAAACGGCAACACAGAUCCAAGUUCUCCUGCCAAAACAGGCUCACUUCCUGGCUACGGACGAAGCGGGUUGCAUCGACCUCAAUCAACCGACUUUACUCAGUACAACAGUUACGGAGACGUCUAUGCUGGAGGCCGAGAGUUUCAGCCCUUGCAGGAUGGCCAUCGUCCUGUCAGCAGAAUGGACAGAGGGGUUUCGAUGCCUAAUAUGCUGGAACCAAAAGUAUAUCCUUACGAAAUGCUAUUGGUCACCAGCCGUGGCCGAGCCAUGCUGCCCAGAGACGUGGACAGGACCCGACUGGAGCGGCACCUGGCUCCUGAGGUGUUCUUUGAGAUCUUUGGGAUGGACAUUCAGGAGUUCGAUAAGUUACCUCUAUGGAAGCGCAACGACAUGAAGAAGAAAGCCAGACUCUUUUAACCAUAAAAACACACCAUACACUUCUGUAAUGUAGCCAUAUAUUUGCUUGUAAUCUCUCUUUCUUUCUCUCGCGGCCCUUGUAUGUGCAUAUGGGAAGGAACGUGGAGGGAUUUCAUUGGUUUUAUGUUUAUUGGUUAGCACAACAUAGUACCAUCGUUUAUUUCAGAUAAAAAAGUAAUGAGUCAUUACAUUAGCACAUAAGCACUGAAUGUUCAAAACUUUGUCUCUUUGGUUUUUCUGCUUCUUAGGUAACUUCCGCUUAUGUAAUAAGACGUUUUGUUUUCUUAAAUUCACAACGAGUCCAUUGGUAAUUGAAUGUAGUCGCGAUGAGCUUUCACCUAGGUGUGUAUGUUGGUUCGUCUUUAUGUAAGAUGUUAUAAGCUUAUAUAACAUAAGAGUAAGUUAUCCGUUUUCCACAUUUACUCCUUUAAAGUCUGCCACUCAAGUCUUUCUUAUUUAUCCAAUGCUGAAUUUUGCUCAAACCCACACUCUACACUUCAUAAAAACAAGCUGGAGCUGGUUCAUUUUACUCCGAACGGAAACCCGCACUGCCAUUUUAUUGUAUGUAUGAAUGACGAAGUAAAACGAUUGAUAAACUGUGACAGACAGCAACACCAAAGGUAUGGCCAUGCCUAAGAGAGCAAAAACAGCUGGGAUUUUCUCAGGAUCCUUUCCACUGAAGGCUUACUCGGACCAAACAUUUAUUGCUCAUGCAAAAUUACAGUUUCAGACUCUGACCUCAGAGCAGGGGUUUUUUUGUUUUGUUUUUGUUUUUGUUUUGUUGUCUGGGUGGUAGGUUCAGGAAUGGCAUGGCUUCUUCCUCUCUCUCUCUGUCUCUCUCUCUCGCUCUGUCUUUACACUCAAAACCGUACAGCUCUGUUUGGUGGUCAAAACUAAUUUCCAUGUUAAUCCGACUGCUUGCAAAACACCGGGAUUUGACAAGCGACAAAAACAUGAACUCUUCGUGAAUGGAAUAUUUUAUUGAUGUAAAAAGCUUCUCGUUAAUAAAACGCCGCAAAUCAGA
Hemibagrus wyckioides is the source of this 3237-nucleotide messenger RNA. RefSeq names its product actin binding LIM protein 1a (gene ablim1a). Lineage: Eukaryota; Metazoa; Chordata; Actinopteri; Siluriformes; Bagridae. Gene Ontology annotation, cellular component: stress fiber; actin cytoskeleton. The record is from RefSeq and is a predicted model, not a curated record. Gene Ontology annotation, molecular function: actin filament binding. Gene Ontology annotation, biological process: cytoskeleton organization; cilium assembly; lamellipodium assembly. The transcript is spliced from 22 exons. Bases 192 to 2213 code for a protein of 673 amino acids.